GUGUGCGGCGGCCGCCUGCGGGUGCCGGGGCCGGCGCCGCCGGAGCUCUUCCUGGAGAGGUCCCCGCCGAGGCUCCCGCUGUGGUCGCCCGCCGCGGCCUCGGGAGGAGGGUCGUAUGCCACGCGUCCACAGGAGUCCAGCGAGCGCACCUGCACGACCGUGGUUGGCAGAGAUAUCCUCGGGGAUGCCCUGGGCAGCGCGAUGGUCGGCCAGACCGCGGAGGGCUGCCGCGGGCACUGUCUCGAGGAGUCCAGUUGCGGUUGCUACUCGUUCGACCCGAGCCGCAACGGAACCUGUUGGCUCAAGAGGAAGCCCUGCAACGAGCUGCUCGUCUGGACGGAGACGGAGGACAUGACGUCAGGAAGCUGCCGGGACAUGCGCCCGAAGGUCUGCACCCGCGUCAAAGGCAAGGACGUCAAUUCGGACUUGCUGAUCAUCGGACGGGGAGCAGACGAGGUUCAUUGA
Messenger RNA from Prorocentrum cordatum, 465 nucleotides. The record is from the annotation of a GenBank genome assembly. NCBI's taxonomy places the organism in Eukaryota, Dinophyceae, Prorocentrales, Prorocentraceae.